GCAUAUAAUGUAUACACACACACAAUGUAUUUACAAAGUGAAUCAAAGACUUGGACUGGGGGCUCCAGCCAGCGGGGCUUCGGGAGAGGCCGCCUACAGGAGGCAGAGGAGGCCCUAACACCUUGCAUUUUGCAGAUAGUGUAUAUCAGAGGGCGCAUAUAAGUAAGUUAAGGAGAGGGAUUGAAGAGAGUGGCGAUGUCACCGGACUGCUCAGAACCUUUGACCAGAGCUCCGUGACAUGGUCAGGAUCACACAACUCAUUGGGAUUUGACUUCCUGCUUGAGAGACCAUGACACUCUGCAAAGCAAUUUGGGAAUUAGGGAAAGCACUAACAACUUCAGGGGGGAAAAGGGUCAGGAAGCACAGGAGUUAGUGCUUGAGCUGAGUCUCGGAGGGGAUUGAGGAUCCCCAGAGGUGGAGGAGAUAAGGAAGGGAACAUUCCCUGAAGAUUGAGAGAAGUCGAGAGAUGGGACUGGGAGAGAGAUGACGUCUCUCCUCCCAUUCUUCUUGACUGUGAGUAAUUUGUUUUGAUGAUUGUUCUUUCCCGGAAUUCCCUCUUUUUGAAACAGAUCACUUUUCCUUCCUUAGGAGAGAAACCAUAAGGAUGAAAGGAAAUGAAGGGACCGAGACUUCUGCAUGUGGAUGGGGGGAAAACAAACUGAAGACGGGGACUAAAGAAAUCACUUAGUUUUAGAUGGAUUUCACAGGUAGCUUCUUGGCUUAAAUUUGCAAAAAUCAGGCAACCUUUCAGAUAGUUAUUCUGUGCUUAAUAAUGUGAAAAGAUUUAUGCUCUCAGAAGUGUCAAUGCCCCCCCCCCCCCCCUCCAAAAUCUUGGUAGGCCCCUUGAUAGGGUCAUGGGCCAAAGGGAGGCUCAUCUCUGAAACCUCUGGGACUGGGCCAGAGCCCAUCAGCUCUUCGAGGCGCUUUCCCCAAGGAAAGCAGAUGUUCCCAGAACAUCUGGACCCUGGAAUAGACAGAUGAGAUACUCAACCACAAGUGAUUUCUCCCUCACCCGAUUGUAGUAUUUUAAGUUCCUGCAGAGUUAUGGGGUCAGCUAGGUGGCGCUAUAGUGGAUAAAGCCCGGCUCUGGAGCCAGGAGGACCCAAGUUAAAAUCCAGCCUCAGGCAUUUGUCCUUGGGUUGCUGAGAGACCAGGCGAGCUACUUACUCAGACCGCCCCCCCCCACCCCAAUAAUACAGGUGUGCUCCAGUGGUUCGAGUGGAUCUCAUAGGCACCUGUUAGAAGUGCUUGUGGACAAGGAACAUGACCAAGGAGUGGGCAUGUGAUACUGAUUUGUUAACGUGCACAUCUUUACCUUUACGAUUAACUAAUGAUUUAAUGCUCUGACCAAUUAGGGGUCACCUCACUGCUGUCCUCCACACUGUUAAUGAGCAUUUCCUUAUUCCUCCUCUCCUUCCCCGGCAGCAUCUCGGAUUCUGUGGAACGGGCCCGGCAGCCUCUCGUCCUCUGGCCCUCACCUGGGCCCCUUUCGGCUGCUGCCCCCAUCCUUCCUCAUCAGAAAGCCCGCUAGUCUGGGCCCCAGAAGGUGGGCCCUCUCCUGCUGCCCGGCUGAGGGCCGAUGGUGAGGGGAGAGCAUGAUGUCUGCGACUCAAGCCUCUCUGCCGCUCCUUGGGGCCUCUGCAGAUGGAAGCUCAGGGGUCUGAGUAACUUCCCUGAGAUCCCCAGGGCUCGGCGGCAGAGCUGGGACGCAAACUCUGGGCCCUUAACCUUAGACCCACAGGAUGCCAGCUCAGGAGCUGGAAGGGACCCAACUUUGGUCUUCCAUGAAUGAGAAAAAAAGUGGGGUCCAGAAGUUUGCUGGUCCCAGGUCUAGGUGGAGAUGGGAUCGGAUCCAGGCCUGAGCCUCUAGGCAGCGCUUCUUGGCCUGCUGCAUCCUUCCCUGACCAUCUCUUGGGUUCUGCUACAAAGGCUGGGGGAGCCCUAACCAGUCAGGGGCGUGUCUGCACUCCUCGGUCACCAGACACUUGCACUGGCCGUGCCUCUUGCCUGGAACGCUCUCCCUCUCUGUCUCUGCCUCCUGGCCUCCUGAGGUCUCGAGAAGGCCCCACUUUCUGCAAGGAGUCUUUUCAGGUUUUUCUUAAUCUUGCAUGUUGCCUCCGAGACCACCCCCAGUUUAUUCUGUUUGUAGCUAAUUUUUGGGUAGUUUUCAUGCAGUCUCCCCCAUUAGGCUGGGAGCUUCCUGACGGCAGACACCAUUUCUUUUACUUUUCUUUGUAUCUCCUGAACUUAGCACCGAGCCUGGCGCAUAGUAGGUGCUUAAUAAAAAGUCAAUUGCUUGACUCCUGUGCCUGGGAAGGUCCUCCCCCUGCCGAGCCCCUCCAGCCAGGGGCAUCCUGCCUCCAAGUCCCAGCGGCCCCUCGGGAGAGGGCACGAAUGCUCUUGCGCCGCCCAGAGAGGUUGGAGGGAUGCCCAGGAUGGUCUCCCAGUAGCCUCCAGUCUCUUCCAGCAGCAGUUGCCCUUUCACCGGGGGACCCUUCUGGCUCUUAGCUGGUCCCGGGCUGAAGGCAGCGGAGCCUGGCACUCCCUCCACCCCAGCUUGGCAGGGAGAGGAUGUUAUGACCCCCCACGCCCAGCCCAGGAGGACUUGGUGCACUGUUGCCACUUGGCCUGGUGCUGACGCCUGAACCACCUCUGUGUUCAUUAUACACACACAGCUCAAGCCAAAACUCAAAAUGUUGCUUCAGCUGUUAGCAGUUAAUACUAGUUUGCUUGGAAAUAUUCUUGGCUCAUGAGCUCAAUAUGGCACAGCUCGGAGAGAGGGUUUUCUUCCCCUCUGUCUUGUGAUUGGGAGGCAAUGGUCCCAAGCAGGACAUUCCUGCUGGUGCUCUGGGCCUGGGCCUGGGGGCCCCACGGUGCUCACGGUCAGACCCACGAAGACAACGAAUUCCUGGAGGAUCCCAUCCUUUUUCUGAGGCCGGAGCCGGGCCAGGGGAGCCUCGACUGCCCCCGGGAGUGUGUGUGCACACAGGAGGGGGUGGUGGACUGUGGAGGGAUUGACCUCAGGGAGUUCCCUGGAGACCUUCCCGAGUACACCAAUCACCUGUCCUUGCAGAAUAACCAGUUGGAGAAAAUCUACCCCGAUGAGCUUUCACGACUCCACAGGCUAGAGACCCUCAACCUUCAGAAUAACCGGCUGACGUCCCGAGGGCUCCCAGAGGAAGCUUUUAAGCAGCUCACAAACCUGAACUACCUGUACCUGGCCAACAAUAAGCUGACCUGGCCCAGGUUUCCUGCCCAGCCCUGGUCAGCCGAACCGCCAACUUCCUACCAGAUCCCUGGGGCCACCUUCGGCCAGAAGCCAAACUUGAGGCGAGGGAGGGGGCCCCCCCCCGGGUCCGUCUACCUGCACAAUAACAAGCUGGCCGACGCCGGGCUCCCGGACAACAUGUUCAACGGCUCCAGCAACGUGGAGAUCCUCAUCAUGUCCAGUAACUUCCUCAAACGGAAAAUGCGCGCCCGGCCUCCGGCCCUUCUCGGGACUGCCCCCCCUCACGCCGCCCCCUCCCCCCAGAAUAACAAGCUGGAGAAGAUCCCGGCCGGGGCUUUCAGCGAGCUCACCAGCCUCCGGGAGCUCUACCUGCAGAACAACUACCUGACCAACGAAGGCAUGGACAACGAGACCUUCUGGAAGCUCUCGAGCCUCGAGUACCUUGACCUGUCCAGCAACAACCUGUCGGAAAUCCCCGCGGGGCUGCCCCGCAACAUCGUGCUUCUGCACCUGGAGAAGAACGCCAUCCGCAGCGUGGGGCCCGACGUGCUGACCCAGAUCCGCAACCUGGAGUACCUGCUGCUGCACAGCAAUAAGCUCAAGGCCAAAGGCAUCCACCCACUGGCCUUCCAGGGCCUGAAGAAGCUGCACACGGUGCACCUGUACAACAACGUCCUGGAGCGGGUGCCGGGCGGGCUCCCCCGCAGGGUCAGGACCCUCAUGAUCCUGCACAACCAGAUCUCUGGCAUUGCCCGCAACGACUUCGCCACCACCUACUUCCUGGAGGAGCUCAACCUCAGCUACAACAAGAUCACCAGCCCCCAGGUGCACCGUGACGCCUUCCGCAAGCUGCGGCUGCUCAAGUCCCUGGACCUCUCGGGGAACCUGCUGCAGACGCUGCCCCUGGGCCUCCCCAAGAACGUGCAGGUGCUCAAGCUGAAGAGCAACUACCUGGGAGCUGUGGCUCGCGGGGCCCUGGCCGGCAUGGCCCAGCUGCGCGAGCUCUACCUCACCAACAACCGCCUCAGGAGCCGGGCGGUGCCGCCGCGGACUUGGGCCGACCUCGCCAGCCUCCAGCUGCUCAACAUGGCCGGGAACCAGCUCACAGAGAUCCCAGAGGGGCUGCCCGAGUCCCUGGAGUACCUCUACCUACAGAACAACAUGAUUAGCUCCGUGUCUGAAAAUGCCUUUGAGUCGACCCCCAAUCUCAAGGGGAUCUUUCUCAGGUUUAACAAGCUGGCUGUGGGAGCCGUGAAGGAAAGCACCUUCAAAGGGCUGGCGCACCUGCAGGUGCUGGACAUCGAGGGCAACUUUGAACUGGGCGAGGGGUCCAAGAAUCGCAGGCGCCCAGAAGAGGAGGAAGAGGAGGAGGAGGAAGAGGAAGGCGAGGAGGAGGAGGAAGAUGAGGAAAUGAGAUAGCCAAGGGAGCAGGAUUGGCCCAGGACAGCGGAUGGAAAAUGAUGUCUCUCUCGGUGUCUGUGUAUUUAUACCCCGGAGCUUCCUCCCACCCAGCCGCCCAGCGUAGUCCCAACUACCCGGCCACACCCCCAGCCUCUCUCUGGCUCUCUGUCCCUCCCUCUGACUGACUGACUGUCUGUCUUUCUCUCCCUCCCUUCCCCCCUUUAAACU
Messenger RNA from Sarcophilus harrisii (Tasmanian devil), 4858 nucleotides. It is a transcript of the gene PODN, whose product is annotated as podocan. The transcript is spliced from 11 exons. Lineage: Eukaryota; Metazoa; Chordata; Mammalia; Dasyuromorphia; Dasyuridae. The coding region runs from base 2750 to 4648 and encodes 632 amino acids. The record is from RefSeq and is a predicted model, not a curated record. Gene Ontology annotation, molecular function: protein binding.